This is a messenger RNA of Nasonia vitripennis (jewel wasp), 10806 nucleotides long. It is a transcript of the gene Tet, whose product is annotated as DNA N6-methyl adenine demethylase. Bases 1196 to 9316 code for a protein of 2706 amino acids. The record is from RefSeq and is a predicted model, not a curated record. Gene Ontology annotation, molecular function: zinc ion binding; DNA 5-methylcytosine dioxygenase activity; DNA binding. Gene Ontology annotation, cellular component: nucleus. NCBI's taxonomy places the organism in Eukaryota, Metazoa, Arthropoda, Insecta, Hymenoptera, Pteromalidae. Gene Ontology annotation, biological process: oxidative demethylation; positive regulation of transcription by RNA polymerase II. The transcript is spliced from 13 exons.
CUCGGGGAUCCUGGCUCUCGUUCCCUCUCCGUCUCGCCCGUGCUGCAGCGCCGACUAACUGUGUGUGUCCUGGCUUCCCGCCAUGGCUGCGGGAUGACACUCGAGGAUUGCCGAGCUCGCCCGAGCAGACACGAGGGCCGAAACGCGGGCAGCUGCGAGCAGCAGCAGCAGCAGCAGCUCGGCGGACAAAGAAUACUCUCGGAGCGUACACACAGUCACCGCGCGCGGCGAGCACACUCAGCACGGGCCAGCCCGCAACCAAAGGUACACAGCCAGUACAGGCGAGACCGGAGUGAGCUGCUGCGCUCGCUCUCUCUCCGUCCGUCCGUCCUCGGAGUUGCUUAUUUUUUUCUUAUUUUCAUCACACUCACAUACACCCACACGCGUACCCUUGGUUUUUGCAACCCUCCGUAGUGCACGACAAAGUGUUAGCGCCGCUCGCCUCGUACGCGCGCCGACACAUAACCUAAACGACGCCGAACAGCCGAUCUCCUGCAGCGACACGCAAGUCUGGAUUCGAAGGCUGCUACGGGCCAGAGGAAGACUUACGCCGCCACUUGGCGCACUCACCGUGGUACAUACUUAUCGUACAAAUCAACCGCCUUCUAACAAGCCACGUUAACCUCAAGUGAUUUAUAUUUUCUUACACGAAGAGAGUCCACGCGCGAGAGCAACAAUUAGUGAGUUUAUCGGACCGGUGGACACAAGAGCUUUAGGAGGAAUAUUCAGGAGCAGCAGAGAAGCUAUAUAGUAUAUCUGUAAUAUUUAGUGCAGUACAAAGUCCGUCAGUGCCAAAUGCAACGCGAGAAGCAAAAGUGAAUUUUCUAGAUGUAACAGAGUUUUCGAAGAAGAAGAAGAAGAAGAAGAAGAAGAAGAAGAAGUACACCGUAAACCAAAGAAUUUAACCAUUUUUCUACAAGCCUCCCAGAACCGGAAAGCAGGCGCGAGGAGAAAGUGAUAGAGUGAGCAACGGAUCUACUUCAGUUCGUAUGCCUAAACCUGUCGAGUACAAAAGCCGCGUAGAUAGAGCAUGUCGCGCGUGAUAUCGCGGAGCCGCGGCACCUCCCUGAGCUAAGGGAGACGCGCACAGACGGUAGAAUCGUCGAGGGCACGCGGGCAGCCAGAGGACCGCACGGAGCAGCGAAAUAGCCAGCAGCACAGGCAGUGAGAGCCUCGGCACGAUGGGGCGAGGAAGAUGAGCGCCGAGGUGAAGAAGGAGGUCGUCGCCUCCGAGAGGGUGGCCAGCCCUCCGGCGGCGGUCGCGACCUCGGAGUCAGCGGCCGAGUCCGCCCGGCACCUGCCGCCCUUCAGCAGCUUCGCCGCCGACGGCAGCAGCAUGGACACCAGCGCGAGCCUCGGCAGUCUGCAAGCCCACGAGUUCUCGAUCGGCACGGGCUACGGCUCCUGGGAGCUCUACGAGGGCCUGUCCGGCCGGCUCAUCGACGCGCGCGGCGAGGUCGUCCUCGCCUCGCACCUCUCCAGGCCGUGGGAGUCGAAGAACGCGAUGCUCGCGGCCGCGGCGGCCGCGGAGGGCCUGCCCAGCUUCGCCUCGCAGUUCAGCGGGCCGACCGAGCCGGGCGCCGGCCAGGGCCAGCCCGGCGAGCAGCCCCCUCAGCUGACCACGCUGACGCCGCUCUCGCCCGCCUCGAUCUCGCACUCGCCGCCCGUCUCGCUGCCCAGCUUCCACACGCUCGGGGCGGCCCUGCCGGCGCCCCAGCCCCAGCGCGCCCCGCCGCCGCCCCUCGGCUACCCCCUCGUCCCGGCGCCCGUGCAGGCGCGCGAGCUGCCCUCGCUGCAGCAGCAGCUCGUCGACGAGCGGCACAUCCAGCUGCUCGGGGCCAGCCCGGUCUCGCAGGGCUUCGGGCCCCCGCCGAUGCAGCAGCAGCAGCAGCAGCAGCAGCAGCAGCAGCAGCCCGGAGGGCCGCCGCCUCACCACGCGAUGCUCGUCAAGCAGGAGUACCCCCCGCUGACGGGCGUCCAGGUGAAGCAGGAGUACCCGCAGCUGCACCACGCCAACUUCCAGAACCCCAUGUCGACAGUGCUGGACUGCCCGUCGCCGACGUCGCGGCCGGGCGGCGACGGGCGCAAGAAGGAGCGGAGAAAAGCGCGCGCGGGCUCGCUCGACUCGGAGGAGGGGCCCGGCGCCGCGGAGAACUCGGGCCAGGUGGCCGCGGUCUCCUCGACGGGCAGCCGCAACGCCCACCACAUGGGCGCGGGCCUGAACGACGGCGAGUCCGACGGCGCCCUCGGCGACAAGCCCGCCAAGAAGAAGCGCAAGCGCUGCGGCGAGUGCAUCGGCUGCCAGCGCAAGGACAACUGCGGCGACUGCGCGCCCUGCCGCAACGACAAGAGCCACCAGAUCUGCAAGAUGCGCCGCUGCGAGAAGCUCACCGAGAAGAAGCAUCUUUACCAUCUUCAAACCGGCGAAGGAGCGUUCAGGGAGCGCGGAAGAGGUCGAGGCAAAGGUGCAACGAGGAGCUACCGAAAAAUCGCCCGGCAAGUGAGCACACCCGACAGCGCGCCCGCAGGUCUAGGUAGUCCGCAGCCUGGAAUAGGUGGACUGCCGACGCACCAGCAGCAGCAGCAGCAGCCUCCUCCACAGCAGCAACAGCAGCAGCAGCAGCAGCAGCAGCAAACGCAGCAGCCGAACCUCCACACAGCCGACCCGAUGCAGCAAGCCAAGGAUAGCCUGAACCCGGCUGCGGGUCAGCAGCAGCAGCAGCAGCAGCAGGCCGGACCGCUCCGGAACGGCAACCCCGCCCCGGCACCGGUUGUCUCCAUGUCGCCAGGAGUGAUGCCGUUCUACGGCGACGGCGGAGCAGGUUUCCGGCCGGCGACUGGCUUCGGAAACGCCGUCUGGCACCAGGGCGUCUCGCCGGUGGGCGCAGUCACGGUCGAGGCUGCCCCGGCCGCCUGGCCGCCCCAGCAGUUCAUCCAGCAGCUGCCCGGGCCCAACCAGAUCGAGGAGCUGAGGUACCACACGCCGUACGGCGCCGCGGCGCCCUAUCAUCCCCAAACAGUCACGUAUCAGCAGCAGACCUUCAUUACGGCGGAUCAGUCCGCGUUUCAGCGCGCUGGGACAACGGGACAAUACGCAAUCACGGGGCAACCUUCGCCUCUGGCCCCGGUAGCGGCGCAAGCCCCGCAAGCCGCGACACCCCAGAGACACCCUCUCAAUGGCCAAUUCAUUGAUCCUGCCGGGACGGCGGCCCAGCCUGUAGCUUACGACAGGCAGGAAUACGUGAAUGGCUAUCAGCAGCAGGACAUAACUAUGGCUCCACCAGCUUCCACGACGCCCAAUAGUCGCAGCAGUUCGGUUCACAUGGAGGCACAGCAGCCAUCGAACCAGCAGACAGUUGUGCAGCCCGGCGACACGCAGGUCAAGGGCUUCGCGACUAUCGCGGCGAAUAAUGUGUCGGGAAACGAGAUGCCUGGGUAUCCACUUCAACCGGGCCCACAGAGUUUACACAGCUCUAACGGAUACCCAGGCUACGUAGAGCUGGGCCAACAGCAACAUCAAGCGCAAAAUCAGUGGCAGCAGGUUUCUGAUGCUAAUCGGCAGCACAUUUGGUCUGAAACAAACAGUACCGCCAAAGUUCGUACGAUAAACAAUGACAUGUCUUGGUCUAACCCGAAUAUGCAACAGCAGCAGCAACAGCAACAGCAGCAACAGCAUCAUCAACAGCAGCAGCAGCACCAACAACAGCAGCAAAAUAUGCAAAACAACAUGAAACAGUCUAAUGAACAGCAAAACAUGCCGAUACAGCAGCAACAAGAAAUUUCGAGGCCUGCGAGUCACAUGAGCUGGGAGAACGGCAGUGUCAAAGAUCAGGCACCUCACACGCCACAAUCGUGGUCUGAAAAUAUGGACAGUCAACAGACGCAACAGUCGCAAGGAAGCUGGCCUCAGCACAGUCCUAGCGUGAGGGAUAACCAGAACCCACGAUUAACGCCGUCCGCACAGCAACAGCAGCAGCAGCAGCAGCAGCAGCAGCAACAGCAGCAGCAGCAGCAACAACAACAACAACAGCAACAGCAGCAGCAAGGCUGGCCACAGCACUCUCCAAAAAUGCCUGAUCACCAAAAUACAGCGCAAAAAAAUCCAAGGAUGACGCCAGGUCCUCAACAACACAGUUGGCCCCAAUCUAGUCCAGAGAUUCAAGCGCAGCCCAAUUCUGCUCAACAAAACCCGAGACUGACGCCCUCUAAUCAGCAGUGGCAACCGCAGACAAAACUCGAGCAGAAUUCCAGACUGACCCCGUCUAAUCAAAUGUCAUGGCCUGACACGCCAACUAGUCAACCGAAUUGGUCUCCCAGCAGUAUGAAGAGUGAUGGCAGUCAGCAGCCGCAGCAGCAGUGGCCAGACUCGCAGCCCAGCCCGAGGCGGACACCUAGUCAUCAAUCGGCAGCUUGGCAAAAUCAGAACACCCAAGACAAAAUGGACAAUCAGAUGAGCUGGUCUCCCAAGUCCGAAAACCAAACAAAUUGGAAUCAGCAGAAUACAAAGCAAGACAUGCAGAAUUCCGGAGAGAGACUCGUUUGGCAGCAACAGCAGCAUCAGCAGCAGCAACAACAACAACAGCAACAACAAAAUACGGAAAGCAAUAAACCGCAAAAUGGUUAUACGGACAAUCAAGAAUCCCAAGACAUGUAUGCUCAGUCGAAUCGUGUAAAUUUGAACAGUCGUUUAAAGUCCAUGAUUCUGAAUAAACAGCAGCAGCAGCAACAACAGCAAAUACAGAAUCAAAUGCCGCAGGAUCAUCAUCAAGCUCAUCACCAGAUGCCACCUCAGCAUACGAACAAUGGCGAUGGCUCGAGCGGUGACAUGUCGGCCGACAAUCGGUUACGAGAGUCACACGAGGAUUCAGAUAAAUUGCAAGAAAAAAGAAAUGAGCAGUACAUGAACCAAUCUGGACUGAUGUCCAUGAAUCAAACCAACGAAUCCAUGACCGGUAAUUUUUUAUUGCAUAGCCACCACCCUCGGGCCAAUAGUUUGCCCGAAGGUGGUGGCUUAUGGGAAUGGUCGGAAGGAGGAACAACUGCAGGCAUGAAUAACAAUGCCAUGACGAACAGUGGAAUGUCAAGCAUCGAUAGCUUGAUGCAUUUCACGUCACAACACAAGCAAACGGACAAACGUCCGGAUAUCGAAAGCAAUAAUGUUCAAAAUCAAAUAAAUAGAAAUCAAUGGGUCGCCAGUGCCGAUGACAAUCGAGAGAAUCAAAGCAUCGACGAUAAGAGUUUUCAGCAAAGAUUGUGCAUUGAUUCCAAUGCGAACGAGAAAAGCUCCUUGCACAGCGGACAAGAGUCGAAAGCUGCUUUCGACAGUAAUCUUGCAGAAGUGCAAUAUGAUUCAAGCCAAAAAAUUAAGCAAGAAUUCAGUUGUCCAGUGUCUGUGGGAGCAGUAUCGAACGAAGAGCAAUUCUCGCGAGAUAUCAAACUGGAAAAUGAGAGCAGAGAUCAAGAAGAGUCAAAUUACAAAUUUCGAGGUGACGGUGGUCCAGCAAAAAUGUCGCCUGGAGUGGGUUCGUGGUGCUGUCGAAGAGGAGGAACGGAACAGCCCACCCCAGAACAUCUUCGCGAGGGAUGCUGCCAAGGACUCCAGACGCGGGACGAAUUCUCCGAAGAUUCGCCGCAAAAGUCCGAGGUGAAGAACGAAGAUUCCGCUGGUGGAAAAGCUAGCAACGGUUCGACAACAGGCACCAAGUUACAAGAGCAUUUAGAAAAAUUGAAGAAUAAUGUCAGGACGGAAGUACCGGACUGCGAUUGUUUUUCCGCUGACAAAUGUCCACCGGAGCCAGGCUCGUACUACUCUCACCUUGGCGCAGCAGCUAGUCUACCCGACCUCCGAAACGAUCUGGAGAGAAGAACUGGUCUGAAAGGACAUGCUAUUAGAUUCGAGAAGGUGGUCUACACAGGAAAAGAGGGAAAAACAACACAAGGUUGUCCCAUGGCUAAAUGGGUGAUUAGGCGAUCCGGUAUUGAAGAAAAAAUUUUAACGAUCGUAAAGCACCGUCAGGGGCAUAAGUGUGCAACUGCGUGGAUUGUCGUGGCUAUGGUCGCCUGGGAAGGAGUUCCAAACCACGAAGCCGAUCGAAUAUACUCUUUGCUGAGUCACAAACUUAAUCGCUUUGGUUUGCCAACGACCAGAAGGUGUGGUACUAACGAGCCAAGAACGUGUGCUUGUCAAGGACUUGAUCCCGAUACGUGUGGAGCAAGCUUUUCUUUUGGAUGCUCUUGGUCAAUGUAUUAUAAUGGUUGUAAAUAUGCAAGAAGCAAAACUGUUAGAAAAUUUCGACUAUCUGUAAGGUCUGAGGAACAAGAGGUCGAAGAAAGAAUGCACGUUCUAGCCACGUUAUUGUCUCCGUUAUAUUUGAGUCUCGCACCCGAAGCUUUCAACAAUCAAACACAGUUUGAGAGAGAAGCUAGCGAAUGUCGAUUAGGCUUCAAGCCAGGCAGGCCGUUUUCUGGGGUCACAGCUUGCAUAGAUUUCUGUGCCCAUGCGCACCGAGAUUUGCACAAUAUGAACAACGGCUGCACUGUGGUGGUGAGUUUAACAAAGCAUAGAUCGUUUUCAAAACCUGACGAUGAGCAGUUACACGUGUUACCUUUGUACAUAAUGGACGACUCAGAUGAAUUUGGAUCGAAGGAAGGACAGGAAGCGAAAAUAAAAUCCGGAGCAAUAGAAGUCCUUACAAAAUAUCCGUGUGAAGUGAGAGUUCGAUCAGUGCCACUGCAGCCUUGUAGACGCCAUGGAAAAAAAAGGAAAGAGGACGAACCUGACGUUGCAAGCAACAAAAAAGAUACGAAAAGUCCUGCCGAGAAAUUCGUCGAUACGAAUAGACCACAGAUGUAUCAAGAUCCAAGUAGGCCACCUCUUAGAGAUUCGCAGUUGUCUCUUGAAAUGACUUCGAUGUUAGAGGGAAUGGAUGCUCAACUUCAAAGUUCUCAGGUUUCUUCAACUGUUUUAGAUAGUCCAGUGUCUAUGUAUCAAAGUUGGAAUUACCAAACCGAACAGCAGUGGAGCCGACCUGGCUGGCUCGAUCAAAGAAAAAGCAAUUGGAUGAAUCCCUGGACGGAGUACGGUCCCUUUGGUGGAUUAGAUCGAGAAGUCAAGGUCGAUCCAGAUAGCACUAGCUUAGAUGAUUCGAGACCUCGAAGUGCGGUAUCACAAGAGGACUAUAGGCCAGCAUCGAGACAGAAUUCUAAUUCCGAGUCACCACGAGCCAACUAUACACAGUCUUCAAGGGGUCAUCCUAUAUCUCCGAGAGCAUCGUUGCCGAGUACACCAGUGGAAAGCAUUUAUUCCACGCCACCGCGAACCUGUCCCUCGACGCCACACGAGCCACACGAUCAAAGAUUAAUUUCACCUAGAAGUUCUGGAUAUGGUUCGGCCCCCAGUGAAUUUAGUCUUUCAUCUCCUUCACCUCGAAACUAUCAGAAUUCUUUAGACGGCAGGCAAAACAGUAUUUCUCCGCGCGCCGCUUACCAAAACUCUUCGUACAAUUUAGAAAGCCCGCAAAGAAACACACCGUCCAGGAACAAUCAACAUACAUCUACACCAAUUGGUUCCGAAGCUGCCCGGAGAAAUCAGUCCCCCAGUAUGAAUCAACUCCGAAGUCCAAGCUUGAAUUCGAGCGACAGCUAUAGUUCUAAUAUAUCCUCUCCGCGGUAUCCAGUCGAUCAUAAUCAAAGAUUUCCCGGAAGUAUGGCACAGAACAUUGCAGAAAUGCAAGAUUCUAAAUCCACGCCGAAAGCUCCAAUAUCGCAAAUCCCACAGCAAUCCGAAUCUAACUCAAGGCUGGCUGAGUAUGCGAAUCAGGGUUACGCGAUGCCUGGGCCCAUGAAUUCCGAUUAUUUACUGCAAAAUCCACUUCACAUGCCAUCCCUUCCGCACCAGACUUACGAUCAACAAAACGAAAAUUCAGUCAACUCUGCUGAACAAAAAAGAACUUUAAAUAAUUCUAGAGGGCCGUCUAAUCUUAACUAUCCGUCCGGUCUCACGGAACAAUCCAAUUGGAGUUCGUUGAGUUCGUGGGGUAAUGAAACUGCAAAAAAAUCUGCGCAAUCGCCUUCGCAUACAACUCACCAAGGCUUACCAUCUAAAUUGGAGUACGGUAACACUUCAAAAACAUCCUGGGACGAAAGACAAUCGCACUCCGAUGCGAUAAAACCGGCUUGGGAUGCACCGCCAGAACCACCGUCGCCCUUCAGAGUGCCAAAGGGGAGGCCACCUUCGAGAACUACGCCUAAUCACAACCCUCAACCUGAGUCCGGCAAUUCGCAAAGCUCCGUAUCGAAAACAUUCCUCAAGCCUCAAGAACCAAUUAAAAAUAGUCCAAUUCAACAGCGGAAACCCGAAUGGCCACAAGAUAGAUUGAGAGAAGGUUUUCAAGAAAGCACAAGACAAGAAGUACCGAACCAAAAUCCAGGUCUGAGCUGGGCCGAGGCUGAAAUGAAGCAAGUGCAAGAUUUUCACACGAUGACCGGUCUUGGUCACCCUUCAUUUCCACAAUAUGGAUAUCCGAGCUAUCCAGUUUUCGACAAACCGUAUCCAAACACGUGGGAUGGAUACAACUACAAUCCUGCUUAUCACCCGCAAGCUGCCGAAUAUCCUGCAGCGCAAUUCUAUCAACAGCCCAAGAGGGAUUCCUGCUUCCCGCCAGCUCAGUAUCCAUUCCAGAACGUGCCAGCGCCUUACCAAGGUCUCAACCCGGGCUGGGCGCGCUGGGAAGCGCCUGGUUGCCCACGCUGGGAUCUGUAUGGGCCACCUUCCUACUUUCCGGUUUUGCCUGAGCCAGCGCCCAAAGCAGAGCCUCUCGGCGAAGUCGCCGAUUACUCCGACAACGAGGAGUGCUUCAAAGACUCGCAGAUGGGCGGCGUAGCCAUAGCACUGGGCCAUGGCAGCGUCCUCUUCGAGUGUGCCAAGCACGAGAUGCACGCCACAACCGCUCUGAAGCGACCCAACCGCCUAAACCCGACCAGGAUAAGCUUGGUGUUCUACCAGCACCGCAACCUGAAUCGACCGCGACACGGCUGGGACGAGUGGGAGGAGAAGAUGCGACUGCGCAAGCUCGGCGUGAGCGCGACCAGUGCGGGUGGCACGGCGACGUCCCAGGCGGCGCCGAGCACCUCCUCGAGUCCUGGCGCGGCCACGGCGAGCGAGGCGCCCCUGGCUCUCCCGCACGUGCCCAACGUCCCAAGCUCGCAGUUCAUGAUGAGGUCGCCGACGUACACGACCAUGACAUGGACGACACUCUUCCCGAUGCAUCCCUGCAUGAUAACUGGUCCGUAUCAAGAGGGUGGAGCCAUCGGAUGAUUGUCGACCGGGCCCUUUGGCCCGAGCUAGCCAUAACCGAACCGUUGACAUUCGUUAUAGCUGACUGAUUCGGUCUACCGACGAGGUGCCGUUAAAGAGGCUAGCGACCAAACGCAAUUAUAUCUGUAUAGGUUUACCUGAGUUUGGCUAAAGUUCCGAAACGAACUUGAUUCAGGCUAAUCUUUAAAUAGUUUUUAAUAUACUGCGUAUUUUCGGACUUUUCAAUUUCGAAUUUUAAAAAAAGGAAAGAAAAUUAAAAAGUCGAAAGUACGUAAAAGCGGAUAGAGCUGUAGAUUUAUUGUGUAAUAGAAUGUCUCCGCAUUUUAUCAAUGCGACUUUUUAAAGCGUGACUGAAAAAUACAUUUUGAGAAAUCGCACAUGUUACAGGCAACGAGGACAGUUUGUAAUUUUCUUUCUUUACGUUGGACGAUAGCACGUGCGCAAGUGAAUCGAUAAUUUUGGGCGUUCGUUGUAAGAAAUUAAUUUGUAUUAUUUGAAUAUUUGUAAAUAUUAGGUGACAUUUCUUACUUCCAGGUCAACCUCAACUUUUCUUUUUCUACUCUCUUUUUCACGCGAAAAAAAGUUCUUUCUUCUCGCUUCUUUACUUUUUAUUCAGGGAGUAAAUACUUUAUUGGGGAAAAACGAACGUGGAGCGAAGAGUCCACUUAUAAUUUAUUUAUUAUCACUGUUUCUGUCGCUCCCCCUCUCUCUCUCUCUCUCUCUCUCUCUCUCUCUCUCUUUCCUGCCGGUUCUUUCCUUCGAUCCUUUAUAUUGUAUGCGAUUGUUUGCCCACUUAUCAUCCGAUCUUUAGUGAAAUUUAAAUAUUAUUUUAAAGGACUUACAUUUUUAGGUACUGAUCAUUAGACAUAUUGUAUCGAUCGAUUGUAUGCAAACUUUUAUAUUUGUAUGUAUGAGCGUGCGCGCGGGAUCAAGGAUGACAGUCGAGGAGACUAAAAAAUGGCCGGAUUAUGUAAAGAGAAGGGAUGUUGAGUAAAUAACGUGAUGGAUUGUCAGCCUGGUCGCGAUCCAGAGUAUUAUAAGAAUCAUUAAUAUAUUAUCAUCAAUAUCAUAUACAAUAAUUAUUAAUAUAAUCUAAUUUAAAUGAUUAUUUAUUAAUUAAGUUUUGAAAGAGUGUUAUGUACUACUAUAACUUGCGAAGCGGCCGUCUAAGAUAAAGUUUGUAAAAGUGCCGUAAAAGCGACGAGCGAAGAGACACAUGCGCUAUUUGUCAAAAAUCACCGUAAAUUUCGAAGAAUCAAUAUUUUCGAGAUGACUGUCUUCGACGUUCCAAAGGAAGUUUUUGCGAAAUUAGUGCUCAUUCCGCAAAGCCGUAAUGGCGUCUUCUCUUAAUAUCCUUAAUCUAUUCCGAACUUUUAGCUAAGUUGAUUAUUCAUCUACCUAUUUCAACCUACUCGUAUUACGUGCAAUUGCACAUUUUUUGUAAGGACAAACAGAAAUAUUCCAAUUAAAAAUAUUUUUGCUCAUUUUUA